This is a messenger RNA of Meleagris gallopavo (turkey), 3795 nucleotides long. RefSeq names its product MYB proto-oncogene, transcription factor (gene MYB). NCBI's taxonomy places the organism in Eukaryota, Metazoa, Chordata, Aves, Galliformes, Phasianidae. The record is from RefSeq and is a predicted model, not a curated record. Gene Ontology annotation, biological process: regulation of DNA-templated transcription. Gene Ontology annotation, cellular component: nucleus. Gene Ontology annotation, molecular function: RNA polymerase II cis-regulatory region sequence-specific DNA binding; DNA-binding transcription factor activity, RNA polymerase II-specific.
UGAGCGCCCGAGCUCUGCCCGCCCCGCCGUGACCCGGGCGCUGAGUGGCCGCCGCGGCAGCUGGACACACACAUGGGAGCAGGCGACGAGGAGCGUCCUGUGUGGAGCGGGGCAGAAAGCAAGGCGCGAUUAACCCCGCGUGCAUUAAAGGCAUAUACAGCAGCGAUGACGAUGAAGAAGAUGUUGAGAUGUACGACCACGAUUACGACGGCCUGCUUCCUAAGGCUGGGAAACGUCACCUAGGGAAAACCAGGUGGACCCGUGAAGAGGAUGAGAAACUGAAGAAACUUGUGGAGCAGAAUGGCACAGAAGACUGGAAAGUCAUUGCCAAUUUCCUUCCUAAUCGGACAGAUGUUCAGUGCCAGCACCGGUGGCAGAAAGUAUUAAACCCAGAACUUAUCAAAGGUCCAUGGACUAAAGAGGAGGAUCAGAGGGUAAUAGAACUCGUGCAGAAAUACGGUCCAAAGCGCUGGUCGGUCAUUGCUAAGCAUUUGAAGGGAAGAAUUGGAAAACAGUGCAGGGAGAGGUGGCACAACCAUCUGAAUCCAGAAGUGAAGAAAACCUCCUGGACAGAAGAGGAAGAUAGAAUUAUUUACCAGGCACACAAGAGACUGGGAAACAGAUGGGCAGAAAUUGCAAAGUUGCUGCCUGGACGGACUGAUAAUGCUAUCAAGAACCACUGGAAUUCCACCAUGCGCCGGAAGGUCGAGCAGGAGGGCUACCUGCAGGAGUCCUCCAAAGCCAGCCUGCCCUCGGCAGCCACCGGCUUCCAGAAGAGCAAUCACCUGAUGGCCUUUGCCCACAACCCACCUGCAGGCCCACUCCCCGGGGCUGGCCAGGCCCCGCUGGGCAGUGACUACCCUUACUACCACAUUUCUGAGCCACAAAACGUCCCUGGUCAGAUCCCAUAUCCAGUAGCACUGCAUGUAAAUAUUGUCAAUGUUCCUCAGCCAGCUGCUGCAGCUAUUCAGAGACACUAUAAUGAUGAAGACCCUGAGAAAGAAAAACGAAUAAAGGAAUUAGAGUUGCUACUAAUGUCGACUGAGAAUGAACUGAAAGGGCAGCAGGCAUUACCAACACAGAACCACACAGCAAACUACCCCGGCUGGCACAGCACCACAGUUGCUGACAAUACCAGGACCAGUGGUGACAAUGCACCUGUUUCCUGUUUGGGGGAACAUCACCACUGUACUCCAUCUCCGCCAGUGGAUCAUGGUUGCUUACCUGAGGAAAGUGCGUCCCCUGCACGGUGCAUGAUUGUUCACCAGAGCAACAUCCUGGAUAAUGUUAAGAAUCUCUUAGAAUUUGCAGAAACACUCCAGUUAAUAGACUCCGAUCCUUCAUCAUGGGGUGAUCUCAGCAGUUUUGAAUUCUUUGAAGACACAGACAUUCUGGCUGGCAAAGCUACUUCAGGCAGAGCCGUGCAGCUGCAGCAUGGAGGGGCCAGUGCUUGUAGACCUCCAGGACGCCCCAUCUCAAACCUGAGCAAAACCAUGUCAAGUCAGGGCCCUCCUGGCUCACCAAAGUCCUUGUCUGCCUCGCAGGGCAGUGCAGCUCCGUGGGUCCUUCGCAAAAGGAGAGGGCAUGCCAGCCCCUUAGCCAGUGGCCCCAGUAGCACCUUGGGACUGGCUGACGGCAGCAGCUCAACUUCUAAGCACUCCCCUGUCAAAAGCCUGCCCUUCUCUCCCUCGCAGUUCUUAAACACAUCGUCCAAUCACGAAAAUCUGAACCUGGACAACCCUGCACUAACCUCCACGCCGGUGUGUGGCCAUAAGAUGGCUGUUACCACCCCAUUCCACAGGGACCAGACUUUCAAAACUCAGAAGGAAAAUCAUAUUUUCAGAACUCCUGCAAUCAAGAGGUCGAUAUUAGAGAGCUCUCCAAGAACACCCACUCCAUUCAAAAACGCACUUGCAGCUCAGGAAAUCAAAUAUGGUCCUUUGAAGAUGCUGCCUCAAACUCCGACUCAUCUUGUAGAAGAUCUGCAGGACGUUAUCAAGCAGGAGUCGGAGGAAUCUGCGAUAGUGGCAGGGCUACAUGAAAGUGCCCCUUUGCUGAAGAAAAUCAAACAAGAGGUGGAGUCUCCUACAGAUAAAGCUGGAAAUUUUUUUUGCUCAAACCACUGGGAAGGGGAAAACCUGAACACUCAGCUCUUUACACAUGCAUCUUCCAUGGAAGAUGUGCCAAAUCUUCUUACCAGCUCAAUUUUAAAGAUGCCUAUGUCAGAAGAGGAGGGCAGUUUCCACAAAACAUUUGCUGUACCUAGGAACCGGCCACUAGCUAGCCCACUGCAGCAUUUGAACAACGCUUGGGAGUCGGCGUCUUGCGGGAAAACCGAGGACCAGAUGGCCCUGACCGACCAGGCACGCAAAUACAUGGCCGCAUUCCCAACCCGGACUCUGGUGAUGUGAAAGGGCCGACGGACUUCUCCGGAGAAGCAUUAUGGUUGGCAAACACUCCUCGUUCGCUGGGAAGUCCCUGCUCCUCUGCACGAGGACUUUUCGUGAAUGGGAGAAGAGCCUAUCUUUGUUGUGGUACAACAGUUGGGAGAGCACGAAGUGCAUUUAGUCACUGAGCAUAUAUUUUCUUGUUGGAUUUCACCCAACUUAAGAGAAUUUUUUUUUUUUUUUUUUUUUUUGAGUGAAUGAACGAUACUUGCCUAAAUUAUUAGGUACAAAGUUUUAAUCAGUAAUUAAUGAUCUUAAGUGCAGACUUACAAUACAGGCAAUUUUUUUUGUACUUUCUGAGAUCAAGCAGAUGUGAUACACCAGUAUUGUUAUUUCAGUGAUGUGCUAUCCAGGGGUGGGGGUUUGUUUGUUUCUUUUUUAAUUUUUUAUAAUAACAGAGCAGGUACUCAAACAGAUGUAUUUUAAAUCACUGAACAAAAUGCAUUGGUGUAAAAUACUGAAGUAAAAAAGCAUUACUACACACGCUAGUCUGUGCAAAGGGGGAAAACUGAUCCAGUUCGUGAAUGCUCAGACAUCCAUUCCUCUUGAAAUACUCUUUCAAUCUGUUUAUGGUUCUAGACCAUUAUACGUUGUGUGUUUCUGUUGGGGGGGUUAAUUAGCUUGCUUUAAAAAAAUAUUACUGUAUGAAACAUAGAUUUAUAAGAAAAAUAUAUUUUUAUUCAGUAAUUUAAUUUUGUAAAUGCCAAAUGAAUACUGUGUUUUGCUGCUAAAGACCUUAGCGUGUAGACAUGCUGCUAGUGUAAAAGGAGCAGUAGAGCUUUAUAUGGGAAGAAAACAAAUGUUGAUGUUAGCUAAUUGACUAUGCACUAGCAUUUCAGACUUCUUUAUUUUAAUUUUUUUUUACAUCAUUUAUAUUCCCCCCCCCUCCCUUUUUUUUUUUUUAAAUUAAGCAAUAUUUUUGAACACUGUUCCUGGGAGAUUAUUAUUAUUUUUUUUUAAUUGUCUGAAUGUGUGGUUUUGUUUCACAUUGGUUCGUAACAGCAUGUAUUGCACCUUCAUAUGUUUGGGAGAACACUGUCUUCUUCGUGUUAUCUGUUUUGUUCCAUGUCUAGCUAAUUGUUCCCUACCUUGGGUCUUAUUUACUAAAUCAGGUUCUUAGAAAUACAUGGUUCUUUGUACUGCCAUACCAAAUCUUUAUCGGUAUGGCAAAACACUGAUUUUAUUUUAUUUUUUUAAUUGUCCUCUUUUUUUUUUUUUAUUUUUAAUAACAGCCUUUGAAUUUGCUGCCUUAAUAGCAUUUGGUGCAGCUUCACCUGCACUUAAUUUUUUAUAUGACAAUGUACUGCCUUGUAGAUAAAUAAAGUGUGUUCUUUUUUACUUAAACCCA